Messenger RNA from Oppiella nova, 2867 nucleotides. NCBI's taxonomy places the organism in Eukaryota, Metazoa, Arthropoda, Arachnida, Sarcoptiformes, Oppiidae. The record is from the annotation of a GenBank genome assembly.
AAUACAAUAGCAUUAGCCGUGCGAUAGUUGUGGUGACAGUCAGUCAGUAAACAACAAACACUGCGCUAAACCAUUGGUUAUCUGUUUAUGUGUUUAUAUAUUUCACACCAAAUUCAAUGAUUAAUACAAUUGUCAUGAAUGAGAAGACUAUGUGAUGUUUGGCUCAUAAAUCAUAUCAUUAUUGUUAUUCACAUUCAAUGAAACACAAAACACUAUUCAAUUGAGUGAUGGAUUAGAUAUCAUAUGAAUUUGAAUGAAACAAACUUUGAUCUCUUGAGCGCUUCCAAUAAAACUUCAAGAAUUCCGAGAUUUUUAUCGAGAAUUGUUUGCGAUAUUCCUAUCAAUCAGUCAAAUGACACAAAUAUUCACAGAAAUCAUAAGUUUUGGAAAAAGUAUUUGAAUCUCAACGCAAAGGGGUCGAGGAUUCCUGUCUAUCAGUGGAAACAUAGUUUUGGUCCAAAUAACAGACAAACAGAUGAAAAGUGGGAAAAAAAUUAUUGUCCUGUCAAUCGUUUAGAGGGAAAACAAAUUAACAAUAAUUCCACAAAUUUUGAUGAAUUAAAAGAAAUUUUAAGAUCAAAAUUAGGACUAAGUUUGUCGGCUAAUGGUUGGACACAAUCCGAGCCAAUCGAUUGCCUUAAGUUUAUGGUUGCGAUCAUUAGGCGUAACAUUAGUACUGAAGAGAAAUUGAAAGCAAUUAAACAAUUUAGAGAUCAGAGACUCGGAAUAAUCGCCGAAAAUAUGGAUAAAUACAGCGAUGACAGAGUGAGGGAAUGGGUGGACAGCGGGUACAUCAGUAACAGUACGAGUGUUGGUCCGCACGACGAUGUCUUCAAACCGAAUCAAUCCAUAAGUGAGAUACCGAACAGUCCUUCAAUUCCUGUGAUUAGUCCGAGAAUUAAGGAAAUGUUGGUUAGAAGAAGAAGUUAUAACAACAUGCGGGCCAUGGAGUUGAUUGCAAUGAACAGCAAAUAUAACAGUUUUAAUUCAGACCUCUCGAUGUCCAGUAUCUCUAGCAUUGAGUCGUUGUUAGAGUCUAGACGUGAAGACCCGGAAGAACUACUUUUAUCGCUCGGAUUCGGUUACGUUCCUGAAGAUCAGGCACUCAAUAGAAUUCCUCAAAGAUUUCUCGAAUCUCCCUCUUCUGCCAAAGGAGUAAAUCCGGAAAAUAUGUACAACUCUUAUGGUCUGAAAGACAUUCCGAGUCUCUCGCCGUCGGUAUCAUUCCAGUCGACAGAUUUACGCGAAAGAAGUUAUAGCAGCGGAAGAAUUAGUGAUCGCUUCAGAAAGAGGUUCAGUAGUAAAGAGUCGCUCAUGAAGACGGAUUUGCCCGAAAUCAUAACCUCUUCGUGCGGUUCGUUACCACAAUCGGAGAGUAUCUUAAAUCCGGCGAACCGUAAGUUUCUGGAGAGUCAGGGAAAGGAGGACCAACCGAACCAACUCAGCUCUAAACGACUUAUAAUUGGCACCAAAUCUUACAAACUCGAUACGGACGGCGACCCACUGGCCUUCCCUAAAACGCCAUCACCUUCGCCCAUCACCACAAUGCCGGUGACCGACAAUGAUAUGGAUGUCUCGCAAUCGACUGCAUCUGACGAACAAAUUUUCGACAAUAACCUGAUCGACAACAGAGGCAACAAUUUUUCUCAUAUGUUUAAACGAAACCCAUUUCAGCGGCAAAAUUGUGUUACAAAUCAAGAGUUGGGUUUCAGUGAACCCAACGUAAUGUCAUCGAUGAAUGACAUGUCAUCGGAAUUAUCUUCGAGUACCGCAACACUGAUUGGAACCGUCAUCAGCGGCACGAAUGAGAUUCACAACGAUGGCUACGAAAACAAAUGCGAUGCAUCCGCACAAACGGACAGGGAUUUGGGGCAAUCCAACAGUAAUAAAGCGGUUGAAGCGGCACUGGUAGUGGCCAUUCAGAGCCUCAGGUUGUCCCUCGAGUUCUACAGAUACCAGUCGUUAAAAUUGGCCAAAAUUUCUGCUCAAAAAUUGAACGAAUCGUUGGAUGUGAUUGACGACGAUUUGGCGAACCUCUCGAAGAUUCACGAAUUGAGAGAAUGUAUUCAUAAAGAAAUCGUUGAAAUGGAUGUCGUAUUGAGCCGACACUUACAGCUCAUCCACACGUGCAAUGUCGUCGACUUGUCUUUCAUAUCUCAGGCGCAGGUGUUUACCGAAGCGGUCAAAAAGGUGAAACAACUCCUCACAGAACAGCAGAACUUAUAUUCAAGACUCGGUUUCACUGAUUGUGAUAAUUGUUAAAAGUCUUCCAAUAUUUUACGCAUACUUUUUUGAAAACUUAGUAUUUUUAUACACGAAUUAAGUUUGAAUCGUUGAAUUGUGUCUUAUUUUAUAUAUUAUAGUAUUAUUUCGUUUUUAUAACUUCUAUUCAAUUCCUUAAACGGCAAUACAAUUGAGUUGAAGACAAUGAUUUCGGAACAGAUUUGAACGUUUGAACCUUCAAAGACAUGUCAAUUAUAUUAUUUUACACACAUUUUACAUAUUUUAUAUCAUAUUAUACCCAAAACGGUGAUCAAAGGGUUGAGUUUGCCGUCGCCGUCAAAGAGGGGCUGGUUAUCGAUUUUGGCGAACGCCUUAUUGGGGUUCGGGUCACAGGGGGUGCCCUCCACUCGCGACCACAAGCCUACGGUGCAAUUCCAGCCCACAAUUGAGUGCAUGAUUAGCGAAUGGUCUUGAAUUGUGGCGUUUCUUAGUAUAAUAGACUCCUUAACCCGUACUCCGGCGCCUAUUUUCACGCCUUCGCUAAUACUAACGUUGGGUCCGAUCUUUGCAAACAUAUUGUAUUCAAUGUUAUGUUAUUUGUUAUCAAAUAAUGCAAUAAAUGUUAUCAUUUUGUAAUCAAUAUA